Molecule: messenger RNA, 6852 nt
Organism: Chelmon rostratus (copperband butterflyfish)
Lineage: Eukaryota; Metazoa; Chordata; Actinopteri; Chaetodontiformes; Chaetodontidae
Exons: 32
Coding region: 63-4634 (1523 amino acids)
Biological process (GO): inflammatory response; regulation of apoptotic process; innate immune response
Source: RefSeq, a predicted model, not a curated record
UUUUCCAUCCGCUGGGCGUUUCAUCGUGUCACAAGAAGAGUCCAGGGUCUCACGGUGAGAAAAUGCCCCCCAAAACCAUCAAAAAGGCUCUAGUAGACGUUCUGGAGGACCUGUCAAAGCAGGACUUUGACAAGUUCUGCUGCCAGCUGCUGGACCGCAGGGAACAGCCGCGGGUCCGGCGCAACAGGGUGGAGGGGAAGAAUUUCUUAUACAUCGCAGACGUCCUGGUUUCAACUUUUACCGAGUCCGGUGCAGUUGGAGUGGCUGUGGAGUUACUGAAAGAGAUUAACUGCUACGAGGAAGCAGACAGACUGGUUGAAGAGACAAGUGGUCUGUCCUCAAGGCCGGAGUCCAGUGGCACUGCAGGACCCUCAGCUGGAGCAUCUGGUGUAACUACCAUGGCACACGACGAGCACUUUGUGGACAAACAUCAAGUUCAGCUGAUAAAGAGGGUGAGCAACAUCUCGCCCAUUUUGGAUGAGCUCCUCCACAAGAAAGUCAUCGAUCAAGAGCAAUAUGAUGAAAUCAGGGCUCUGCCUACCUCUCAGGGGAAGAUGAGGGAGCUGUACUCUGGUUGCCUGAAAGCUGGUACACACUGCAAAGACAUCUUCUACAAAAUCCUGGAGAAAAAUGAGCCAUAUCUCAUCGCCGACCUCAAGAAAUCUGCAGUGCCUACAGCUGGAGCAUCUGGGGUAACCACCAUGGCAGAGGGUGGGGGCUCAGACAAGCACUUUGUGGAUAAACAUCAGUUUGAGCUGAUCAGGAGGGUGCACAACGUUGGAGCCGUUUUGGAUGAGCUUGUCCACAAAAACGUCAUCCAGCAGGAGAGUUAUGAUGAAAUCAGGGCUCUGCCUACCUCUCAAGAGAAGAUGAGGGCACUCUUCAGGGGCCCUCUGGAGUCCAGUGGAGUUCAAGAAAAAGACAUCCUCUACAAAAUCCUGAACAUAAAUGAGCCAGAUCUAAUGGCUGAUCUCAAGAGAAUGGACUUGGAAGUAGCAACACUGACAGCCGAGGGCCUUAGCCUGGGAACUGAAGAGAAACACUCCGCUGAUGAAGAGCAGCCUUCACUGAUCCAGAGAGUGGAAACGAUGGCGUCUGUUAUAGAGCUGCUUUUGGAAACGCUGGCUGAUUUGAGUUACGAGGAGCUCGAGAUGGUCAGGCACAGUCUGAGUCAAUUUUGCCUCCUCAGACAUCACUCAAACAUCCCAUGGAGGCUGCGGACACCAACAGACAUGAAGAACGUAGUGUUUUUAAUGGUACAGAUUCACGGGCAAAUGUCUGUGGAGAAAACCGUGGAGGUUUUAAAGAAGAUGAAGAGGACUGAUCUGGUGCAGAGGCUGUUACAUAGCAGAUCAGGAGCCAAAAAAAAACACUCUGUGGAUGAACGCCUGCCUGCACAGAUCCACAAAGUGGCGGCAAUGACGGCUGUUACAGAGUUGCUUUUUGAAACACUCAAGAAUUUGAGUUACAAGGAGCAAAAGACCUUCAGGUGGUUUCUGCACUUCACAUUGUUCCAGAGGAGCUUUCUUUGCUUCUCAUGGGGACGACCGCGGUGGGCAGGUGAUGUACGACAACUGGCAGAACUGAUGGUGGAGAUAUGUGGUCAACGGUCUUUGGAGGUGACCAUGGAGGUUUUCAUGGAAAUGAAGAGGCCUGAUCUGGUGCAGAGGCUGCCAGAGACCAGCUCAGCGCCCAAAGCUGCAGGAUCGUCAGCUGAAGCAUCUGGUGUGAAUACCACAGAGGAAGAAAACUUUGUGGAUGAACAUUGGCCUGCACUGACCCAGAAAGUGGAGGCGAUGGUGUCUGUUAUAGAGCUGCUUUUGGAAACACUGAAAGAUUUGAGUGACAGGAUGUCCGAAUUCAGGGGAGUCCUCUGGAAUCAAGCUGACUUCCACAGACAUCUCUCUAAAAUCCGACUGAUUCCGCUGCACAUGACAGACAUGCAGGACAUGGUGUUUCUAGUGGUGCUGACCUUUGGCCAACAGUCUGUGGAGAUGAUCAAGGGGGUUUUGGAGCAGAUGAGGAGGACUGAUCUGGUGCACAAGUUGUCAGACCAGAGCUUAAAACUCAAAAAGAGGCACUCUGCAGAUGAACAGCGCUCUGCACUGAUCCAGAGAGUAGCAACAAUAGCAGUUGUUAAACAGCUGCUGGUGGAAACCCUGAAUGAUUUGCAUGAUUCGGAGUACAAGAAAUUCCGCCGGUGUCUGCAGUUGAUUGUGUUCCGGAAGGACCCCCCUGGCAUCUUUAUCCCACCAAACACAGCGGAUCUGAUGGUGCAGACAUUCGGCCAACGGUCUGUGGAGCUCACCAGGGAUGUUUUUGUGGUCAUGAACAGGGCUGAUCUUGUUCAGAGGCUGUCCAGCUCAGCAUCCAAAAAUCAGAAUCCUUUUAGUCCAUUUAAAUUCCUUUUCUCCUUCAAGAAACACUCUGUGGAUGAACAUCGACCUGCACUGUUCCAGAGAGUAGCAGCAAUGGCAGCUGUGAAAAAGAUGCUUUUGAAAACAGUCAGUGGUUUGAGUCAAAAGGACUUCGAGAAUUUCAGCUGGCUGCUGCAGUUCACCUGCUUCCAGAAGAGCCUCCCACAAGUCUCAUGGAGGCAGGUGAACUGGACAAACAGGACUCACAUUGUGGACGCAAUGGUACAGACUUGUGGCCAGCAGUCUGUGGAGGUGACCAUGGAGGUUUUCAAGGAUAUGAACAGGACUGAUCUGGUGCAGAGGUUGUCACAGAGCAGUUCACAAUUCAAAGAGGAACAUCAGCCUCAACCACUCCAGAAAGAAGUAAACAUGAUAUCACUUCAGGAGAGGCUUUUAGAAACACUGGAAAAUGUAAGUUCUGAGGAGCUCCAGGAAUUCAAGCUUGUUCUGCGGCACUCUACAAAGAACAAAGGCCUCCCAGGAAUCCUGAUAGAUCUAAUCGAUGAUGCAGACAGAAUUGGCAUAGUGGAGGCGAUGGCGGGGAUCUACGGUGAAGACUCUGAGGGGAUGAUCAGGAAAGUUUUAAAGGCAAUGAAGAGAAGAGGUACAGAAGACAAACACUCUGUGGACAAACACCGACCUGCACUGUCCGAAAAAGGAAAAACUAUGACAUCACUGAAGCAGAAGAUUUUGGAAGCUCUGAAAGAUUUAAGUUCUGGGGAACUUGAGAAAUUCAGGCAUGUCCUGCAGUAUGGUAAAAUGAAGGAAGGCCUCCCAAGAAUCCCAAGACACAAAAUAGAGAUGGCUGACAGAAGUGAAAUAGUGGAAGUGAUGGUGGAGAUCUACGGUGAAGAGUCUGAGGAGGUGAUCAGGAACGUUUUAACGACGAUAAACAGGAGCGAUCUUGUGCAGAGGCUGUCAGUCAUCAGCUCAGGAUCUACAGAGCCAGGAAGAGGAAGCGUAGAUAAGGUGGGGGUGUGGCUAGCUAGAGUCUCUCUUUGGGACCAUGUGGCCUGUUCAGGGCCUUCAAGAAGCUUGGAGCAUACGGGUUGUGGGAGCAUUAUGCAGGACUCCAGUGACUGGACUAAACUUGAACCUGAAGUCAACAGUACAGAUGCAGAUGAGACUCCAACUUACAGCCUUCGGUCUGAAGCAGGAAGGUUUGAAUGCAGUGUGUCUGGCAUACGGUGGCUGUGUCAGGAAAAGGUCGGUUUGAAGUACCAGUUUUGCUCAUGGGAGGAACCAAUGGAGAGGAUGGAAAACAUUCAGUACAUGCCUGCAGGUCCCCUUAUUGACAUCACAGUAAUUGCUGGGAAGUUAGCUGAAAUAUACCUGCCACACUGGAUCUGCAUAGAUGACAUCCCUAAAAUAUCAGACAAGUUUGCAGUCUUACACAUAAAUGACUGCGGAGACGUUGUGGAAAAAGUGUCUGAGGUCACACCGUCACACGUCAAGUUACCCGAACCAGAUUUUUCUCCGAGAGCGGUCCUGAUGAAAGCUGGCUUUCCUGUGAAAAUAAGCUGUAACGUGUUAAUAUACUAUAAACCCAACACACCAUUCCUCAAACUCCAUGUUUACGUGAUCCCACACGAUCCUGCUCUACAACAGGCGGUGGACAAGAAGAAGUUCUCUGAUGGAUACAAAAAAAUCCAAAAGCCACGUCCAGACAACUACCUGAAAAUGCAGCAUGGUUUCAUCCUCACAGCCAACAUCGACACAGCGAAUAUUCUCCCAGAGAAAAUUACCCUCAGAUAUGAUAGCCAGGACCCCAAUUUCUAUGAAGUGUUCAUUGAGAAUCCAGACAGAAACUUCCACCUGACGCUCGCCCAAAAAAAUAAGCAACAGUGUGAACCAGUAUGGACCUGUGAAAUUCGAAAAGAUGACUAUCAAAACUCCGCUUAUUCAGAAGAGAAACACUUUGUGGAUGAGCACCUGCCUGCACUGAUGCAGAAAGUUGCAACAAUCACAACGAACAGAGAGAGGCUUUCCAAUGCGCUGACACAUUUGAAACAGGAAGAGCUCAAAGAAUUCAAGUGGUUCCUGCAGGACAGUGACUUCCUGGCAGGCCUCCCAUGCAUCCCACGCGGCCGGCUGGAGAAUGGAGACAGGUUGGACCUGGUGGAUCAGAUGGUGCAGACCUACGGCCAACAGUCUAUGGAGGUGGCCAAGAAGGUUUUCAAGAAGAUAAACAGGAAAGAUCUGGUAAAGAUGUUGUGAGACAUCAGCAGAGGAUCCAAAGGUAAGUCUUAAAAACAUAGCAGUGUGUGUAUGUGUGGGUGUAUUGGACACAUACACUUAACAAGGACUUCAUUCCCACCAGCCCCAGCUGCACUUUGUUACUGAUACUAAUUGACUAAAUAUAUCAUGCUAACAUGCUAAACUAAGAUGAUGAACAUUGUAACAAUGCUAACAUUGUACCUGCCAUGUUGGCAUUGUCCUUGAGCACGUUAGCAUGCUGCUGUUAGCAUUUAGCACAAAAGAUCACAGCAUGCAACCUCACAGGGUCACUAGCAUGGCUGUAGGCUUCUGAGCAGAAUUUAGUAUCAUUCUGCAGUUCUGGUCUCUAAAAAAAAGUAACUGAGAAACAUUUAAAAGUUGAUUAUGCUCUGAUGUCACUGGGUUUUUUGAUUGUCCUUCUUCACAUAGAAACACAGUGUGGAUGAACAGCGGCUGAAAAUCAUCCUCAGCCUGAACUGAAGAACAAUAAUACAAACCAAAGUUCAUUAUUUUUAUCACGAUAAACCUCGCAGGCCUGAGGCUGUAUUCAGGUUCCUCUCUUCAGCAAGAAUAUUGUUUUCCUCAACAAAGUAGCGAUUCUGCGAUCUCUAGCACUGAGGAAGACGAGAGGAAAUGUGAUGUGUCGUGUCCAGUUGAGAUAAAUGUCAUGAUUUUUUAUAUUUUUAUUCUGUUCAUAUAUUACUUUAUUACCACUACUUUUUGUUAUUAUCAUUUUAUGUUUGGAGCCAAAUGUAUUCCUCUAAUUAUGUCAGAUCAAAAGUCACACCACAGCUCAGGGAUCGUCACCUGACAAUACUCACCAGUGGAGGACGCCCAGUCUGUCCUGAGAGUGAUCGAUUAGCUCUCCAACCCCUCCGACGAGCCAAAAAAUCCAUAAUUCAAAGUUUACCUCGGAUCGGAUUAUUCUCCAGCUCCAUCCUCUCUACUCCGUGGACCCAGCAUCAAACCGCCCAGCAGCGCACUGGUCAGACUACGGGAGGUAACUUGGAGUUGUCUGAGAAUCCUCAGCCGUCUUCCGUCUAUUGGACACAAGAGGCGUCAUUUGGGUUUAUUUUCAUUGUUAGUUAAACUGUGGGUAUGGAUUGGUUCUGACUGCUUCCUUGGCGGAGGUCUGACAGUUAAGUAUCUUGUUAUCUUUAUGGAUUAUCCAUGAUUUUCUGUUCACAACCAUAUACAUACGCAUAUAUACUUAUAUAUGACUCAUUUAGUAAGAAAGUGAAAAAAAUUAAAGAAAAAUAUUUUACUUAGGGCCAAAUAUUUAUUUUUAUUUGAAGGGCCGGCCCCCACAGUGUCUGCUUAGACAACUUCUGGCCCUUCGACAAAUGUAGUUGAGGACCCCUGUCCUGUGGUGUUGGUCUCUUCCAAACCUCCAGUCUGCACCCACACACACAGAUCACACUGCUGAGCAUCAGUGGUGGAGGAGACAAACACUACAGCUGAACAGUAUGUUGCUGAGGUGAUUAGUAGAGCGCCAAUGCACUUUUCAGUUUUUUCUAGUCCUUUAAACAGACGUGUAAAAUUAGUUUUAUGCAUGAACUGAAAUGUAGCAGUCAAAAUACAGAAUAUCUUCCAUUAUAGCACCACAUCAGGUGGCUCUUCCCAAGCAGCACAGUGUCUGACAAUCUUGAGUCUCGACAAAAAUGCUAAUAUAUUAACCAGUUUACAGAAUUUGAAGGGUUAAGGGAGGUAAAGGGAAUCAUCGUUACAUGGAAAAAUGGGACAAGUAUCAGAAAACCUCGAUGGUUCACAGAACAUCUGAUCUGGAACACUUGAAGCCAUUUUAUGUAAACAGACAUGAGGUUUUCAGUUUUUUCCUCUUGCUGUGUUUCCUACUCAGUUAUGUUCAGGAGGUUGUUGAGGUUUUUAACCUUACCUUCUGUGAUCUGGCCAUAAAAAAACUCUUCUUACAUUUUUGAGAUUCAGACUGAUAAAUCUUCGAUUAUUGUUGUGAAUCCUUUAUGUCUUUUUAUAUAGCCUUUUUUUUCUGUGUAUUUUCUACUUAAAACCUUUUGAUGUCGUACAUGAAGCACUUUGAAUUGCCUUGUUGUUAAAAACUUUCCAUACAAACGUGUGUUACAUAUGAAUGUGCGUUUCAGUUUACCAACAAUGGCUGCUGCUUACCGUUUAUUGUAUGAGAGUCAUUCCAAAUGUGUUGUUUUUUUAAAAAUCUGCAAUAAAUCCAUCAGUGUUGACUUUG